Molecule: messenger RNA, 3632 nt
Organism: Synchiropus splendidus (mandarinfish)
Lineage: Eukaryota; Metazoa; Chordata; Actinopteri; Syngnathiformes; Callionymidae
Exons: 2
Coding region: 785-3424 (879 amino acids)
Source: RefSeq, a predicted model, not a curated record
UCCUCUCUUGAAAACAAGCAAAAAACAUACAUAUAUCUGUCGAUCAGCGUGACAGUGAGCUGAAGCAAAGACCUUAAAACAGAGUUGCAGAUGGCUGUCCUUUAAAUGACCACUAACAUUUGUAGUAGCAUUGUAAUAAGGGGCACAGUGGAGAGACAGAAUGAGAUAGACGGCUGAGUGCAGAGAUGAUGCAAAGAUGGGUCCUCGUGCCAUCCUCAGAGCUGAGCUGACAGGAGGCGGGCAGAAGAAAAUAAAAAUAAGUCUGCAAGGAAUAAAGAUCAAUGAGAGAGUGUGAGAACCAGUGGAUGAAAAGGAGAGAGAAAACUCAAGCUGAAAUGAAAGACGGCGACGGAGCGAAAGGGAAAGUGAGAGAGAGGAGGAGGAGACUGUGUGUGUGUGCAGGAGGUGAAAAAGAAGCGACUCAGUGAGCGCUGUGAUCAAGACAGAGUGACUGGAAACGCUGAGAUUUGACAGACAUGAUGAGCAGCAUCUGGUUAAUUAACUGUUGACUUGCUGUUUCUUUGCUGGUUGGAUUUUUUAUAUAUAUAAUUCAAAUCAUUCCAUAAAAUGUUGAAACCAAAUGGCACAAACAUCUCUCCUCACGGAUCUUGGAACACUUAAGUGUUAUCACGCCGCGUCAGCUUCUUUCUGCAAUGAGUCAUGAAUCAAUUGUCCUGAUUAUAUUGGAAUUUCCUGAGCUGUGAUCAUGGUCCCAGGAGGAUUUGUAUUUUAACGCUCUCGGACCAUGUGGAGAAGCAGAUGAGGACAGUUUCUGUUCUAGAAUAUGUUCUCAAGAAAUCGCUUUCAUGGACAACAUGGUGCCAGUGUUUCCCCUAAAGGAGGGACAAAGACCAAAAAAAGAGCUCCAAAUCCAAGGGUUGCACUGGUUAUUCGUGGGAAAAUACAUCGGCUCUUGCAGGGAUCUGCAGACCAUCAUGUGCCCGAUUCACAUCUUUACUAUCCAGGUGUUGAGGAGGAACAUGAUCAUACAAGACUCGAGCGUAGAAAAGAGCAAAGCGACAGCUAUGGAACUGAUGAUCAUAGAACUGAAGCAUUCUCACCAAAACUAUCCAAUGGUAAAAGUCAUGGGUUGCCUCCAGGACCACCAUGUAUUGGAGAGGUCGAGCUUAACAGGGAGGGGUGUAUAAAAAUACCCUGCACCUUGAAACACAAAAGUGGCAGAUCCUCUGGGAUUGUGAAAAGAAUCUCCUUUGAGAGUGGAAUUCCUGAAUCCCCUGAACAAAGACGAAGAACGCCCUCCUACAAUCCAGUAGCAUCAGACAUGAAUGGUACAAAAUUCAUUCGGGGAAUGGGAAGGGCGUUUGCUUCGCCUCGUGUCCGGCAAAGAAGACCUUAUUCGACUGGGGACUGCAUAGAUUUGAACUUUAAGACAACCCUGCCAAAUAUCUUGCUGGAAGAGGACGAGGAUGGGAAAGAAGAAGAGUCAAGCGCCAUCAUUGACCAUAUACUCAAGGAGCUAAGAGGAAUCAACAAAAUCCAGGAGGAAAUAUCGGACCUCAGGGAUUACCUUACAUCAGUCAGAGGGUCUGUUGAGGAAGUGUCGUCAUGUGUAGACGCCGUGCUGCUCGAGAUAGAAGGGAUUCGUUCUAAUAGUAAAGCAGCCUCAGAUUCAAACAUAGGUACGUGGUCAAGUGGAGAGGACAAAGAUGAACAAUAUGAGCGGAGGAGGCCUGCCAGUGCAUAUGGAAGUUUAGGCUGCGCAAUGCCCCUAUCCGAUUCUUCUCUGUUGCCUGAAGCCUGUAGUGACGGACACACUUUUCAGAGGGGUUUACCGUCACAGAGACCUGAGCAGUCCACAGUCAGUCCAAUUCCAGAAGUACUUGAUCAACAUGAUCUUGAUGACCAAGAUGAUACCUCAGACCACAGCUCAGAUAUACCAGUAAGUGCUCUUACUAGAAAGCCUAGCUUUGGCUACCUUGAGAGGCAGGAUGGCCACGACUGUCCUAGCACAAGCUCAUUGUCCUCCUGUCACAGUUCCAAGUCUGAGUCAGAUUCAGAGCGACCAUCAUCCAGUCAUGGCAAAAAAACCCAAAGACCCAGUGAUGAUAAGUGGACCAGCUGUGAUCAACCGCAACGUAGCAGUGGAGGAAUCUCAUGGAAAAAGGAGUAUGGAUAUGCAGAUGAGACUGUGCUUUGCUGUGAAGGGACAGGUAGUUGGGACCAGUACAGAGAUAGUGAAGAAUAUGAGCGACCAGAGCAUUGCUCCUCUGCCAGCUCAGCACAUCGCUCUGUGCGCUCGAGGCAACGUUACAACUCACCGGCAAGCAGUUUAAGGAAGGAGCAAUGGAAAUCACCAAGAUGCAGGCCUCACACCCAUCCGAGUAUCAGCACACCUGCAGAUAGAAGUUAUGACGGUUCGACCCUUCGGUGUGAAUAUUCCACUGAUUACUCAUAUCCCAAGAGUUCGGGUUACCAUUCAAUGGACAGACAAGAUGUAGGAUCCAAGAGAUUUUCUUAUGAGCAACAAAAUGUUCCAGACUACCGGGACCACCCAGUCGAUCCAUAUCAGGGAGCAUUUGAGCCACAGGAGGAGUCUUCGGCCGUGAUUUGGACUGAGGCGUCCCCCUGUGUUGCUGAUGAGGCAUACAGCCUUCAGACCAACGAGUAUAACCAAAGCGUAGACAGCCAGCUCCCAGCUAGUGAUGAUUUACAAGCUGGUUUUAAUGUCAAAAGCAUAAGUCGUGCUGUAUUUGACUUUAGCUCUGCUUUACGCGGGGCUUUGCGCAAGCUUGAAGUGCCGGCAUCUCAAAAUCCAGAGGAACAAACCGACUAUGAUAUUUCAAUGCCUUCUGAUUCGCAUACAGACGUUGGUUUGGACUGUGAGGCCCAGUUUUUAAAAGCAGCAUCCCUCAGUGAAGUUUGUCUUAGCAAAACCAGUACCCUUGACAGGACUUUACCAGAUGAAGAAGCUCCACUAACAUCGGAGCCUGCAGACUCAAAGCAAAUUCCGAUGAGCGCAGAUGAUACUCAGCUAUGCCCACAGGACAUUUCAAUAAGUUGUGGCACCAGGUCUGUUGCGCCUCCGCCUGAUCCCCUCACUGCGCAGCCUGUGGAUGUUUGUGAAGACUGGCUUUCAGAACAAAACAACAAAACUCUGUUAUCUCAGUGCACCACCACAGAAUCGUUGUCGCUUAUAGUUGACGGACCUAUGGAAUCACAGGCGCUUCAAGAUGGUCAGGCACCUGGUGAACCUGCCGUGGAUCUUGCUGUUGCUCCAGAGAGUAAAGGUGAAGUGGAAGCUUCUGAAUCAGAUUUUAGCCAGCUGGACGAGCGCAAGCUUAAGUGCCUGAGGAGCUUCCAGCAGAUCUUACGGGAAAAGCGAGAAUCACGGCGCAAUCUCAGCAGUGUCACUAUGUACACCUUCUCCCAGGAUGAGACUGAACCAGGUAUAAAAUCCUACUGAAUCUGUUAAACCCUAUCCCUAAAUUGAUGCCAUUUUAAUUUGAGCCGUGGUUUACCCACACCUUUUUGUUCCCUAAUAAAAACUGACUUUCAUUAUCUCGAUUUACUGAUAAGAUUUUACAGUAUGUGACCAUUACCUCUCAAUUGUAGACACCUUGCCGCGAGAGAGUCGCUGCCACAUUUUCCUCAUCAUAAAUGUUUCAAUAACC